GGCGCGCAGCCCCGCGGAAUGGAGCGGCGCCGGGGCUGAGCCGGGCGCGCACGGGCUGCCGCAUGUGCCGCGCGGGGAGCGGCUGCAGAGCAGCGCCGGAGAGCGAACACGAGAGGCCCCGUCGGAGCGGCAGCCGGAGCAGCGCCGGAGAUGGGAGAACAGCCCAUCUUCACCACCCGAGCCCACGUUUUCCAGAUCGACCCCAGCACCAAGAAGAACUGGGUGCCUGCGAGCAAGCAGGCCGUCACAGUCUCCUACUUCUACGAUGUCACAAGGAACAGCUAUCGGAUCAUCAGUGUGGAUGGAGCCAAGGUGAUCAUAAACAGCACAAUCACACCCAAUAUGACUUUCACCAAAACAUCGCAGAAAUUUGGGCAGUGGGCCGACAGCAGAGCCAACACGGUGUUUGGUUUGGGGUUUUCCUCGGAGCAGCAGCUGACAAAGUUUGCAGAGAAAUUCCAGGAGGUGAAAGAAGCUGCCAGACUAGCCAGAGACAAAUCCCAGGAGAAAAUCGAGACCUCGAGCAAUCAUUCCCAAGCAUCCAGCAUCAACGGAACGGACGAUGAAAAGGCGUCUUGUGCGGGCCCUGCCAACACACACCUCAAGUCUGAGAACGACAAGCUGAAGAUCGCGCUGACACAGAGCGCCGCCAACGUGAAGAAAUGGGAGAUCGAACUGCAGACCCUGCGGGAGAGCAACGCCCGGCUGACCACGGCACUGCAGGACUCGGCGGCCAGCGUGGAGCAGUGGAAGAGGCAGUUCUCCCUCUGCCGCGACGAGAAUGACCGGCUCCGGAACAAGAUUGACGAGCUGGAAGAGCAGUGCAGCGAAAUAAACAGAGAGAAGGAGAAGAAUACCCAGUUGAAGAGAAGAAUUGAGGAGCUGGAGUUGGAACUCCGAGAAAAGGAGACGGAGUUGAUAGACCUCCGAAAACAAAGUGAAAUCAUACCUCAGCUCAUGUCAGAGUGUGAAUACGUCUCUGAGAAGUUAGAGGCGGCAGAGAGAGACAAUCAGAACCUGGAAGACAAAGUGCGCUCCCUGAAGACGGACAUCGAGGAGAGCAAGUACCGCCAGCGCCACCUGAAGGUGGAGCUGAAGAGCUUCUUGGAGGUGCUGGACGGGAAGAUCGAUGACCUGCACGACUUCCGCCGGGGCCUCUCCAAGCUGGGCGCCGACAACUAGGGCUGCGCGUGAGUCCCCAGGGUGUGUGUGACACGGAGUAGCACUAGAACGUCCUCCUGUUUGCGUGGCUUCUGUAAAUGCAGGCGCGGUUUGUCAUGUUUCCAAACCAGGGGUGCCGUCCACUCUCUCCUCUCCAGAAUAGAAAUCUCCCCUUGCUUCUCUGGCCUUGCGAGGUCAUGGACAACUGGACGAUUCUGACUCAGGAAUCCAGAACUAGGUCUACCUUAAACGUUUACGCAGUCAGGGCAGGGAUGUUUAUAUCUUUCUUAAGGACUGUUGCAACCAUAUGAACUGGAAAAAAAAGUAUUUUCUAAUUCAAGUAUGAAUACCCUUUCCAACUCCUUUUUUUUGAGUAGCGUUCAGAGUAUUCGAAUGUCCACCAGGCACCAGUGCGUGGGGCGUGGUGAUAGCAGCUUUCCUCUCAGUAUAUACAGAGAUGCUUUAAAGCAACCACUUAGUAGAGACUUGUCCCAAGAGAGAAAACACGCUUCUGGUGGAGGCAUUUUCUGGCAGGGGAAUCGCCUGCAUCCACUCCGCCCACUUCCACCUGCCCCCAGUUUGUAGGGUUGCGACAGUGUUCCUUUUCUUGGUUUUAAUUUUUGAGCAGGUUACUGUGCUGUGGGGACAGCACGCAGCGAGGGUGCCUAGCACAGUGCCUGGCACAAAGUAGGUGCUUAAUAAAUAUUUGUUCAAUUAAACGUAUAAACAGAACUUAGUGUUUUCAUCACAUCCCUCAUCAAGCCCCUGUUGGACAGUCCACCGUCCUGGUGCACUGGGUUGUUAUCAGGCAUGUAUGUGACUUUGUGGACAGACUCGUGGGUUGGCUCAGGUGGCCCUGGGGCUGGGAGGGUGGCGGUGGAAGCAGCAGGAGCUGGUCUGAGGCCCCCCCCUCCCAGCAGCCCGUCCAUGGUGCUCUGCCCCUGGGGGCCUCUGACACUGAGACCACCCUUCCUUUCCAGGAGUGAGGCCUGUGGCCUGGGGAUUCUAGGACCACUGACUGUCCCUGGUAUAGGGGCUGCCCAGGGCUUGGGAUCUAGGAUGGGAUCCUCUGUUGGGUUUAGACAAUUGAAAAAGAAAUCACACAGGCCCAUGAGGGAAAGGGUGGGCUCAAAGUGGCUGAGCCUUGGCCUUAGAGGAGUUCUGCCCAGGUCUGCCUCCGCCUGUUCCUGCUAAGGAAGGGACCAGAGCCAUGGACCUCUCCUCUCUAACUGAGUUUCUCAGUGGGGCCAGUGGACAUUUCAUUUGCCCCAUGCAUGGCAAGAUGGUCUGAAUCCCUGGCCGUCGGCAUUUCUAAAUCCCUUUGAAGGAGGGGGAAGCUUUGCUGCCCCCUUACCUGCUUUGAGAACCACUAAGAGAACUUCCCCCUCUAGAAGGAUUUUCUCACACGGUAGAAUUGCUCCCUGCUGAAUUGUUUAGAUAAACAAUAAAGUAGCCUGAGGAAGUGGGUAGGGUACACACGGAUGUGACCCGGGCCCCAGGGUGACUUUGCAAGUCCUGCUGCUCUCUUUCGUGUAGCUGAGACCAUCUCCCUGAGCAGGGAGGUCUUAUUUGGGAUGGGGAAAGCACCAGGACGUGUAGGGGAGACCCGCAGGCUGAGUGGGGCAGCUCUGGUGGAGUUCACUGGGCUGGUGGCAGAUGGAAAUGGAAAGGUGGUCAGCCCUCCUGCUAAUUUGUGAGUGGGCGCUGCCGGCCCUGCCCUUUCCCUGGAGCUCCAGAUGGCUCUCAGGACAGUGGUAGCAGCUCUCUACUGACCUGGAGAUCAGAGAGCUGCGCUGGCCAUGAGUUGGCCUUGUGGCCCAGCAGUGGGCUAAAGAGGAUUCUUCUCAGGCUAGGCCAGUCCCCCUGCCCAGGAACAGCAGACACUGGGAUUCUGAAACCUCAGCUUGGGUCUUCUGAGGCCCGCCACCCCUGUCUAUGAGGCAGCUUAUUCAUCCAGGAGCCGUCUUGACUGACUGGAGCAUGCUCAGGUGACGUAUUCAUCGGAGGAUAGAGUUGCCAAAACCACUUGCACAUUCCGGGCAGUGACUGAAGAAACCGGUGGCAGCAGUAGAGCCAUUACCACGGUGGACUGCUGUGUCCCUGUGCAGUUGAGACCCAUGACCCCCGCUCACCGACCGUGGAAGGGUUUGGUGAGCCCUUGUAGGCAGUAGGUGAGGAGCUGAGAGCCCCACACUAUGUGGCCCCAGCCAGCUUUACACCAUGCAGCCCAGGAGCUAAGAGCAGUGGGGGCUCCUCUAAAGGAGAAGCAAAGUUGGGCUCAGCAGGGAAAGCACACCUUUACAAAAGCCCUGGACUUUCAGUUCCUUCUGCUUUUCUCUAAAGGUCUUAAUGUUUCUUCAUUUACUUUCUUUAAAAAAAAAAAAAAGGCCUGGGACAACCUAGACAGUCUGUUGAGAGGCUAGCCCUGUCUAACAGCCUCGGGAUAUAAGGAGAAUGACCCGCUGAAUUCAUCCCAGUUUCCCUUGAGCCAGGCCCUCAUGUGUUAGGACGUCCAGCUCCAGUCUCAGCACUGAUGCCCUUUGGUUGUCGUGAUCUGAAGCCAAGUGCAGGCAGGGCAUAACCCUUCCCUCACAAACACCCCAGCCCCGUCGUGCUGCUGGAGGAUUCAGAGCUAGGACUGCGUCUUUGUUUCCAAGUGAUGUCUCCUGAUUUGACAUCUCCAAGACUGGCUGCCUGAACCUCAAUUAGCUUUUUUUUUUUCCUCUGCAUCUGUGAAACCUGAGGCCUAAAAAAAAGCAACGUAAAAUUUGGAAUCCUUUAACCAUAAUGAUCCUUAAAAAUAAUUUUCAUUCCAAGCAAAGACCCCCUGGAUGCGUGAUACAGUUGAGAGCGGCAAGGGGAGAUAAAGUCUUCCUAGUGCCUCGGGAAUAGAAAACCACCUGAGUGACAGGCUGGGACAGUGUGGUCAGGCCUUGAAAGAGAGCCAGCGUCCACAUGAGACCCAGAACUUGUACACUCCCUCCCUUCCACGCUCCCCUGCAUGCCGUCACUUUAGACCUCAGCUGGGUGAGAGAACGGGGCAGAGAUCAUUCCCCAUUUUGCAGAGGAAGCAGAGACAGGUGACUCACCCUGAGUCACCCAGCUAGUGAGCAGCAGCGUGGGCUGCAUCUGGGCCUCCUGAACCCUGGUCCAGUGUCUUUGUACGAGUCAUUCUGUCUUCUCCCUUUAGUGACCUUUGGGUGCCAAGAAAAAAAACUCUCUUGUGUCCUGAUAAGAGCACGUUGCAGUUAUACUGUUUUAACAUAUGUCCACAGCAAAGAACAACUUAUAAAUGAGUGAAUCAGAAUUACAUUUACAUUCAUUACAGCAGUAAGUUCCACUUUGGAAUGAUUCUGCUUUUGUAGGGAUCUUUCCAAGAGAUUGUUGGUUAAAAUGAUGUUGGUGCUUUGAGAGGCCAGAGCAAUGAGACACAUUUUGAGUUCUUCAGUGAUGGCUUUCUUGGAGGCAAAGCAGUUUGUUCAAAACAAGCAGGAGGCCCCCAGAUGGCAGAGCAGUAAACAGAGUGAUGGCGGGGCAGGUGGGGUGUGGGGGGAUUGCCCAUCACUGCCCAGCCCCUUCCCAGACAGGAGCCGGCACUGGGAAGGGAGCAGACCAGCCAGUGGUUAGAGCAGGUUGAGUGGCACCUGACCGGCCCCCGGGAGGACUGUCCACAGCGGGCAGUUGGUCUCCAUCCUGCAGUCUCCUCAUGGACAUCUCUAGACUUGGGCGGCCCACGGGCACAGCCUGGACGGUGGUUGGCUAACGCCUGGCCAGUAUGUACUACAUUUGACAUAAAACAUCAAAUAAAGGGUGGGAUAUAGUGCUACUCAGAGGCGUCACGAUCGGCCUGUUGUAAAAGGACUCCUUUUCUAUAGGCAAGACUGCUUUUCUAUAGGAAUCGGGGGCAACUUUGGGUGAGAGCCAAAGCCAACCACAGGGUGUGCCAGGGACGUCAGGUGUGGCCAGGUGCGCCCUUAGAAGGCAGGCAGCCAGGAUGGGACUUAGCAGAGGCGCUUGACAGAGGCUGCCCUUUAAGACAGAGCCAGCCGCUGCAUUCUGCUCAUCGCUGAAAGUGGCUGUUUGUGCCAUGUGUCCAUCUAAUAGCUAUGGUUCUUUUAUUCACUCGAAGGAUCACUGGAUUUUGAAGCACUGGCGAUUUAAACUAGAAACCUGCAAAUCAACAUCCAUAUAUAUUCUUAAAUGACAUGCAUGGUUUAAAAGAAUUCCAAUUUCUGCAUACAUAGUUUCCCCCAAAUAAAUGUAUAUUCUUGGGAUGGUGGGGGUGACGGCAUGGAGAGGGAAUCCUGUAUAGAAAUGUGUGUUGUUUUACGUGUCUUUUUCAUACACCUAUCUCAAGAAUGUGGGUUUUUCCAGUUCCUCUUUAAACACCAGCCAGGAAGAAGGUGAUUAUGGUAAGAAUUUGGCAGCCAGAUGAUAUGGUCUAGUGAACUUUGGAGUGUGUGUGUGUGCGAGUGUGUGCGAGUGUGUGUGUGUGUGUGUGUAUAUAUUGGGGGAGGAAGCAGCAGGGGGAAGCAGGAGAAACGACAAUGAAGGGUUUUCAAUUAAAAAACAUAUGUAUAGCUAAGAGGAGUCUUUAAUAAUCCUGGCGGUGAUGUUAUAUGUUCUGGAAUCCAUCUUUGAGAAGAGCUUGUGGGUCUUUUGUUUUGAGCGGAAUUGUACAGUGCCCUACUCUCUUUGACGA
Molecule: messenger RNA, 5863 nt
Organism: Eubalaena glacialis (North Atlantic right whale)
Lineage: Eukaryota; Metazoa; Chordata; Mammalia; Artiodactyla; Balaenidae
Gene: HOMER2
Product: homer scaffold protein 2
Exons: 9
Coding region: 151-1182 (343 amino acids)
Biological process (GO): G protein-coupled glutamate receptor signaling pathway; regulation of store-operated calcium entry
Cellular component (GO): plasma membrane; dendrite; cytoplasm
Molecular function (GO): G protein-coupled glutamate receptor binding
Source: RefSeq, a predicted model, not a curated record